AAAAGAAUUGCUUCAAAAGCGUCGAAAUUGGUGAGUGGUGAAGAUGGCAAAGCUGACGAAAGAGGGGGAGAUUAAGAGUGUGCCGUUUGACAAAGCUAUUUCUCUGACAGGCUAUGGAUGUUUCAACAUACUCAUCCUCCUGGCAACGGGGGGCGGCCUCAUGUGCGUCAUCAUCGAAACCAUGUGCAUGAUGUUCAUAACCCCAGCGGCCCAAUGCGACCUCGACUUAACCCUCUCGGAAAAGGGCUUCCUCUCCUCCGUCAGUUUCAUCGGCGUGGUUGCCAGCUCGUACAUGUGGGGCUACUUGGCUGACACCAGAGGCCGAAAAAGAGUCCUCGUUGUGAGCCUGGCCAUAAGCUCCAUCACCACCAUGAUCUGCAGCAUAAUCCCGUGGGACUGGCUCUUCAUAAUACUGCGCUUCAUUAACGGCUUCUUCAUCGGCGGCGCUUCCUCAGUAGUGUACGCCUACGCCGGCGAGUUCCACGACAACCACUACCGCCCAAAAGUUAUUUCGUGGAUGUCCACUUUUGUAGCUUUUGGUAAUAUGUAUCUUCCAGGACUUGCAUGGUUGGUUUUACCACAAGAGUGGCAGUUCCCGGUUAGCAUCAUUGAUAUAAAUUUCCGCCCAUGGAGGCUGCUACUAAUCCUAUACACUUUACCAUGUCUCAUGUGCGCUCUAUUCAUGUACUAUCUGCCAGAAAGCCCGAAAUAUCUAAUCUCGCAAGGACGCAAAAAGGAAGCUCUAGACGUUUUGAGGAAGAUGUACGUCACCAAUACCAAGAAACCUGAAGAUACGUACGACGUUGACGAAAUCAUCUGGGAAGAUUUGGGUGACAACGACGUCAAAAAGAACUACGGGAUGUUCAAAACCAUGUGGAAACAAACAGUACCGUUGUUCAAAGGGGCGCUUCUUUUGAAGACUAUUUUUAUGUGUUAUAUGCAGUUUGGUGUAUUCGCAUCGAAUGCCGGGAUUUUCAUGUGGUAUCCAGAAAUCUUGAACCGGAUGUCCCACUACAUCAUUGAGAGACCAGGCAGCGAGGUUUCGCUCUGUACCGCGGUACUGUUCGAAGAAGACGACUUUAGCAACUUUACUCAGUUCGAAUAUCCAAUGAAGACGUGCAAAGACGAGGUGAAAACUCAAGUCUUCUUGGUGUCGCUAGUGAUGGCGGUGGCCUAUGCCAUCAUCUAUCUAAUCAUAGGUUGCAUUAUCAACCUCGUGGGUAAAAAACAACUAAUGAUAUCGUUCGUAACGGUCACAACCAUAAGCGGAUUGGCUUCUCACUUUGUCUACGGUUACGAACUUAUCCAGAUUCUUGUUGGGUUCUUCCUGAUGGGGGGAGCAGCCAUCGGUGUCACUAAUGCCAUAGCUGUGGACUUGUUCCCGACCCAAGUACGCGGGAUGGCUUUAGCUUUUUCGAUGAUGUUUGGACGGAUAGGGGCCAUGACUGGGACUAAUCUUGUAGGACCUAUCAUAUACAACGCCUGUGAUUAUUUGUUCUAUUUUGUUGCAGCUGAACAUUUAGUUUUGAUUAUCGUGGUCUUUCUACUUCCGUCUUCGCCACGUCUACCGAAGUUGCUACCGUGAUGUGAUAUUAAGUACAACUGAAUGAAAAGACAACCGUCACUAAUUCAAUCUAACUUAUCUUUUUUAUAAUUAAUAAAUUAUUAAAAACUA
Zophobas morio is the source of this 1675-nucleotide messenger RNA. RefSeq names its product synaptic vesicle glycoprotein 2B-like. Bases 44 to 1585 code for a protein of 513 amino acids. Gene Ontology annotation, cellular component: membrane. The transcript is spliced from 6 exons. Gene Ontology annotation, molecular function: transmembrane transporter activity. The record is from RefSeq and is a predicted model, not a curated record. Gene Ontology annotation, biological process: transmembrane transport. NCBI's taxonomy places the organism in Eukaryota, Metazoa, Arthropoda, Insecta, Coleoptera, Tenebrionidae.